Molecule: messenger RNA, 3486 nt
Organism: Salvelinus fontinalis (brook trout)
Lineage: Eukaryota; Metazoa; Chordata; Actinopteri; Salmoniformes; Salmonidae
Product: XK-related protein 7-like
Exons: 4
Coding region: 78-2078 (666 amino acids)
Biological process (GO): apoptotic process involved in development; engulfment of apoptotic cell; phosphatidylserine exposure on apoptotic cell surface
Cellular component (GO): plasma membrane
Source: RefSeq, a predicted model, not a curated record
UAUGCGAUCAGUCCUAGUCUUCAUUAGACUACCCAACAGGAGUCCUUGGAUGGCAAAGUAUCAUCAUCAUGAAAUAAAUGAUUGGCAAACGCUGUGUUAUUCAAUCAGACAAUAAUACGCCUAGUAAGAAUGUAAUUACAUAUAAUAGCCUAGCCAUUGAAACGAGGAGCAGUUACUGCCUGUCUGAGUCCUCUCUCUCUCUCUCUCCCCCACGCGCUCACUCUCCCUUUCUCACACACGCCGACAGACCCUCUCACUCUCACUCUCUCCCUCGCCCGAUCCCGACUCUCUUUCCUACAACAAACAUGGCUGCAAAAUCGGACGGAGCAGCCCUGUCUGUGCAGACCACCGAGAACCCCGUACCACCACCACUCCGAUGUAUGGUCGCAGCCGAGCCCGACCAGGGUCCCUCGUCGUGCCGCUAUGCUUCUAAGCCCUACUCGCUCCUGGAUUGCUGCUGGGUGUUGUGCUCACUGCUCGUCUUCUUUUCAGACGGGGCCACCGACCUGUGGCUUGCCGCGGACUACUACCUGAGACGGGACUACUGGUGGUUCGGGCUAACACUGGUCUUCGUGGUGGUUCCCUCCGCCGUGGUUCAGGUGUUGAGUUUCAGGUGGAUAGUCUACGACUACUCGGAUAUCAGCGGCAGCAGCAGCGGGGCAGUGGCGGCAGUCAGUGCGACAGCAGAGUCUUCCAGGGGAGGCGAGUGUAAUUUCAGCACCAAGGGCAGCAUCAACACCAACAAACAGCACGGUGGCGGAGCGGCCAAUGCUGCUACUGUUGCCGGGGUUGGAUGCUCGUCGGCAGGGCAGAAUGCGGCGGGGGCUGGGACUGAGAGCGGCACCCGGACAUGCUGCAGAGUGUGCAUGUGGCUGUUCCAGUCAAUUCUUCACCUCCUACAACUGGGCCAGGUCUGGAGGUAUGUCCACGCCCUCUACCUGGGUGCCCAGACCAGUUGGCACGGCGACCGCGGUCACUUCCACUGGAGGUUGAUGUGUGAGUGUGCUGACAUCACCAUGCUGAGGCUGCUGGAGGCCUUCCUGAAGAGCGCUCCUCAGCUGGUGCUACAACUCAGCAUCAUGAUACAUGCCAACCACGUCCUGCCACUGCAGGGUCUCUCUGCUUCAGCCUCCUUGGUCUCUCUGGCCUGGAUGAUAGCAUCCUACCAGAAGACUCUGAGGGACUCCAGAGAUGACAAGCUGCCGAUGUCCUACAAGGCUGUGAUUGUUCAGAUGCUGUGGCACUUCUUCACCAUCGGGGCCAGGACCAUCACCUUCGCCCUGUUUGCCUCCGUGUUCCAGCUCUACUUCGGUAUCUUCGUCGUGAGCCACUGGUGCAUCAUGACGUUCUGGACCAUCCAGGGGGAGACAGACUUCUGCAUGUCCAAGUGGGAGGAGAUCAUCUAUAACAUGGUAGUGGGCAUCAUCUAUAUCUUCUGCUGGUUCAACGUCAAGGAGGGCCGCGCCCGUUUCAGAAUGUGGCUCUAUUACUCAGUGACUCUGGUAGAGAACGUGUCUCUCACCGCGGCGUGGUACCUUUACCGCGGGCCGAACACCUCCGACUUUUACGCUCUCAUCGUGGUGUGUGUUGUGGUUUGUAGCUACGCUCUGGGAACCUUCUUCAUGUUGGUAUAUUAUUGUCUCCUGCACCCUGAUGGGCCGGUGUCCGGGGCUCAGUGGAGGGGGUGUGUGGAGGAUGGGGGGGUGAUGGUGGAGUCCUGUGUGACCCCAGCCGAUGCGUCCCCCCUCCCGCCUUCGGACGUGCUCACCAGCCCCCCUAGGACCCUAAGUAGGACUGCAGGUGCGGACCGGGGUGAGGUGGUACCAGGAGAUCUAGCUGUGUUCCAAGUUAGAUCCACCUCACCGGCCAUGGCCCUCCGGACCCCUGGGACAGAGGGGCCAGUGAUCCGGAUAGACCUGCCCAGAAAGAGGUACCCUGCCUGGGACGCUCACUUCAUAGACAGGCGGCUGCGGAAGACCAUCCUGGUCCUGGAGAACACGUCUCCGGUGACGCCCAGGAUCCAGUACCGCAGCCUGAGGAACCCCAAGGAGGUUACGGAAUAUGAGACUACCGUGUAAUGUAAUGUAACGUAGCUGCGCUACCUCCACCACACCAGCAGGGGGCUCCACCAACCAGGUGCAGGGAGAGAACCAUAGUCCUCAACUCUUAUCCUCUUGUGUAAGUAAAUGAAAGGGUGCUUGGGGACAACAGUGUAUACUAUAAGUGUACCCUACUCCCUCUGUGGGAAGGGGAGACGAGGGGAGAUGAGGGGAGACGAGGGGAGACGAGGGGAGACGGGGGGAGACGAGGGGAGACGAGGGGAGACGAGGGGAGACGAGGGGAGACGAGAGAACAAGGUUGAGGAGGCGGUGAUAUUGGAGGACUGUGUACAGGUGGAAGACAGGUGUCAGAGAUUUACAGGUCAGGUGACGUGGGCGUGUCACCAGUGCAUUUGUGGAGCGUUUCCACUCAGCUGUUGCCGGGUAACACAUCCUGUGUGUACUACAGGAGCCAAUCGGCUGUGGCCGAGAUCGAGGGUGAGAGGUGAAAGGUUGUCUAAGGUCACACCAGGCCGUGACCUUACGUAGAAAUGCAGAAGGAGACACUGAAACAAGACAGAACAUGGCUCAUGUGUCUCUCAACACUGCAACAAGACAGGACAUGGCUCAUGAGUCUCUCAACACUGAAACAAGACAGGACAUGGGUCAUGAGUCUCUCAACACUGAAACAAGACAGGACAUGGCUCAUGAGUCUCUCAACACUGAAACAAGACAGGACAUGGCUCAUGUGUCUCUCAACACUGAAACAAGACAGGACAUGGCUCAUGUGUCUCUCAACACUGAAACAAGACAGGACAUGGCUCAUGUGUCUCUCAACACUGAAACAAGACAGGACAUGGCUCAUGUGUCUCUCAACACUGAAACAAGACAGGACAUGGCUCAUGUGUCUCUCAACACUGAAACAGUGAACACAGUCAUGUCAAUGAUGACGAUAGGUGACUGUUGUGGUGCUCAUGAUGGGGAUGAUGAUGAUGAUGGUGAUGGUGAUGAUGAAAGAUUGUGCAGCCUUGUGCCAGAUAUAUUUGUGCUAACUCCUAUGUUCAUUUUCUUGACAGUCACCGUAGGAGUCGACAAGACAGGAUGUUGUUGACAGUGAUGCUCAUGUAGAAAUAACUGGGAAGUCGUAAUUCACCAUUCAGCUGUUAUGAGGAAGGACUCAAAGCUGAUUUGGUAGAAAAUGUUGUUGUCAUAGUAACAUGAAACAGUGAUAGUGGUGUGUUGAUGACCUGCUUCUGUCAUUGGAGGUUCAGUUUAAAUUCAAAUUCAAUCAUUCAUUACUUUUAUUUAUUUAUUAUUAUUUAUUUUACUGUUGACUUCUAUAUGUUUUAUAUUGUUUACUCGCUGUGGCCUUUGAUAAUGUUUCUUAUCAAGGUGUAAUCAUAUACAGUGGCUUGCGAAAGUAUUCACGCCCCCCCCCCCCCCCCCC